Messenger RNA from Calliphora vicina (urban bluebottle blowfly), 1806 nucleotides. RefSeq names its product 2-succinylbenzoate--CoA ligase-like. Lineage: Eukaryota; Metazoa; Arthropoda; Insecta; Diptera; Calliphoridae. Gene Ontology annotation, biological process: fatty-acyl-CoA biosynthetic process; long-chain fatty acid metabolic process. Bases 11 to 1681 code for a protein of 556 amino acids. The record is from RefSeq and is a predicted model, not a curated record. The transcript has 4 exons. Gene Ontology annotation, molecular function: long-chain fatty acid-CoA ligase activity.
CAGCAUUAAAAUGUCUCUGUCCGCUGUUGUAUGUGAAACCUACUACGAUGAAAAGAACAAGAUCUGGUAUGGUCCUAAGCAAAAGGACUUUUAUGGUGAUGACAUGACUUUGGGUGAUGCCAUUAUGACAGUGUUGCAACAGAAUCGCAACAAGGUCUUACAGUUUGAUGACGCCACCAAGCAAGAGUUAACGGGAGAGCAGAUGUUGAAAAAUGCCUUGAGCAUUUGUAAAACAUUUGUGAAACUGGGGGUGCAGCCGGGUGAUGUAAUGGGUUUAUAUGCCACCAAUAGCCAUUACUUGUCAUCGAUUGUAUUGGCCAUUUGGCUGAGUGGUGCAGCCACGAAUGCUGUCUAUGAUUUGUUUGAUGCAGCUGAAUUGCAGGUAAUUUACAAGGUCACCCGCCCUAAAUUCAUAUUUUGCGAUAUGGAAAAUUACCAUCAUGCUGUAACUGUUAAUGAAAAUUUGAAUUUGAAAGCCAGUAUUUGUAUUGUGAAUGGAGAAAUGGAAAAUUUCCUUAAAGUUAAAGAUCUAUUGGCUGAUUAUAGUGAUGAGGAAUUGGAGCAAUUUGUACCUCCCUGCUCAUCUAUAGAUGGUGAUUAUAGUGCUGCUAUUAUGUGUUCUUCGGGUACAACUGGGCCACCCAAAGGUGUGUUCAUGUCCCACAAGGCGGCCUUGAAUCAAAAACUUUAUCACACCCUUCGUGCCGACUCGGUGGCCUUUUCCUUUAGCUCUCUUUAUUGGGUGUCGGGAUUUUGGACUUUAAAAGAAUCCCUAUUGCGUGGUUGCCUGCGUAUCGUCACCACCAAACCCUUUACACCCGACUACUUUAUGGAUGUGGUUAAACGUCAUCAGGUUACCCACAUGGUUAACAGUACCAUGCAUAUGACCGAAAUCGCGCUUCUAAACAAACCCGAAUGGAAGGAUUGCAUGAAAUCCAUAGACACUAUUCUGUGUGGUGGUUCCAAGGUGCCGCAAAUAACUUGUGAAAAUAUUAAUAAUCUUGUGGCUGAUAAUACAAAAAAACCCGGUUUUGUGGUGGCCUAUGGCAUGACUGAAUUGUCUGCUUUGCUCGCCAAUAACUAUGUUCUGCUGGGUCGUGGUCUUAAGGGUGCCGAUGGCAAAUUAAUGCCCAACAAAGAGGUUAAAAUUCUCGAUAAAGAAGGCAAGGCAUUGGGCAUCAAUGAGCAUGGUGAAAUUCAAAUUAAAUUCCGUUAUAAAUGGCUGGGUUACAUGAACAACAAAGAGGCUUUUGAGAAGGUAUUCAAGGAUCAAUGGUUCUCUACCGGUGACAUUGGCUACUUUGAUGAGUUGGGUUUUUUGCAUAUCUGUGCUCGUGACAAAGAUGUCUACAAGUCCUUCAAUUUGCAUAUAUAUCCUGAGAAAAUCGAAAAUGUUAUUUUAAGAAUUCCCGGUAUUCAAGAGGUCUGUGUGUUCGGCAUACCCGAUGUCAUGUAUGCCAAUGUUUCGGCCUGUGCUGUGGUGCGUGCCAAAACUCAGGAGGGUGAUAAUUUAACCGAAGAUUUAAUUAAGAAAAUUGUUAGUGAGGAAUUACCUUCGUUCUAUCAUUUGUCUGGUGGUGUUUAUUUCUUUGAUACUCUACCCAAGACGGGUUCGGAUAAAAUUAAGAGAAAUCAUAUACGUGAUAUUGUUAUUAAAGAUAUGAAUGUGGAUUUUGAGUGAAGUAAUUUUUAGUUUAGAUUUUUAUUUUAUUUUACGUUUGUAUUCUUGUAUGAAAGUAGAUUUGUUAUUUGUUUUCAUAGCGAAGGUGUAUUUUUUUAAUAAAUAUAUUUUUUUAUUUAGAAAAA